Cyprinodon variegatus (sheepshead minnow) is the source of this 2375-nucleotide messenger RNA. RefSeq names its product basement membrane-specific heparan sulfate proteoglycan core protein-like. The coding region runs from base 571 to 1992 and encodes 473 amino acids. Gene Ontology annotation, molecular function: transmembrane signaling receptor activity. NCBI's taxonomy places the organism in Eukaryota, Metazoa, Chordata, Actinopteri, Cyprinodontiformes, Cyprinodontidae. The transcript has 13 exons. The record is from RefSeq and is a predicted model, not a curated record. Gene Ontology annotation, biological process: cell surface receptor signaling pathway.
CCAAAGGUCUCUCUAACAUCAAGCCCAGCCUUUGAAACAUGGUACCCUAAAGAAUUGAUUAACUUCAAAUGCAAUGUCGAUGUGCCCUCUAGUUGGACAUAUGAGUGGUAUCAGAAUGGGAGUAAAAUUCAUGAAUCCACCAUUAAUAAUUAUAAAGCAGCCCCACUGACUCAUUCCAGCAAUGGCCAAUACCAAUGCAAAGUCAAGAGAAGAGGAGGCCAACUCUACACAAGUAAUGAUGUAUCAGUAAAAGUUGCUGAACCACCUACCCCGAUUAUAAAGCUGGAGACCUCCUGGACUGAUGUGUUUAAAACGGAAAAGUUGAGAUUCAGCUGUACAGGGCCAGACUCCAUAUGGACACUCACCUGGUACAAAGACCAAAAGAAACUAGAAACAGAGGGAUCAGCUCUCAAUAUUGAUUCUGUCACAAAAGAUGACAAAGGGGUAUAUACAUGCAAAGCUGAAAUUAAACCCAGAGGAGUCUCUUCUGCAUCAAGUGACACAAUAGUUAUCACUGUGUAUGAAAACAAGCCCAAGCCUCAGCUAACCAGAAUCCCAGACUUCCCUACCAUGUAUCCUGGAGAAUCUGUCACCUUCAGCUGCAUGGUUACUGAGUCCUCAGGAUGGGAAUAUGAGUUUUAUCAUAGAAGUACCAAAAUCGAUCCAACCAGCAAAAGUUUGGAAAGAAAAGUUGAUGUGACUAAUGAAAACAGUGGAGAGCAUCAAUGCUUGGCUAGGAGAGGCCAACUGAAAACAGAAAAGAGUGAUCCUGUUUCCCUGCACGUCUCUGAAAUUCCUGUUCCCGUUCUAAAGAGAAAAACCCAGUGGUGGGAUGUGUUUCCCUCUGAAAGAGCAGAGCUAGGCUGUGAAAUGGAAGGAAGCUCUGAAUGGAUAUUUACAUGGUUCAAAAAUGGAGAGAACGUUGCCGGAAACAGCGUCACUAUAAGUGAAGAUGGAAGCAUUCUAACUAUCACUAAAGCUUCAGGCUCUCACCAUGGGAACUACAGCUGCUCUGGCGAAUUAAAGGACAGGACUGUUCGCAGCAUCCGCAGCUCUGAAGCCACUCUUCAUGUCUAUGACAGUAAACCAACAGUGACACUCCUGCAGAAUCCAGACGACAAAUUGCUACACACUGGCGAUGCGAUCUCCUUCACUUGUCACGUAAAUGUCUCUUCUGGAUGGAAAUACUCUUGGUACAAAGACAACAAUAUCAUCAGCCCAACAAGAAUCACUCACAACAUCAGUUCUGCAUCAACGUCUGAGACUGGAUCAUAUGAAUGCCAAGUUGGAAGAGGAGAAGAAACCCCUCUGUUUUACUCAGAGAAGAGUCGGGCUGUACAGCUUACAGUUGCAGAGCGCCCAAAGGCAAGUAUAGUCCUGUUAACUACCUGGUCUGAGGUCUUUUCCACUGACAGCCUCAAGCUUCAAUGUGAAGUGGUGGGCAGCCAAGACAAUUGGAACUACACCUGGUUUAAAGAGAGCGAACAACUUAAUCAGGCGUCCUUAUCGACGCAUUCUGUUACGCCUUCGAAUGACCCAGAUCAGAGCGAGUACAUCUGCCAGGGCAUACGCACCAAGAGACCACUAUAUUCACAACGUAGUGACUCCUACAAAACCAAGAACCUCCUUUUAAAGAGGAGAGUCCUUCUUUCCAUCUCUGGCUGCAUUUUCUUUGGUAUCAUAGCUGUUUUUAUUGGAUGCAUUGUCAUGAGAGUUUUGCGCAAACCAGCUGAUGCGGAUGAUAAGCAAGAUGAAGCGAAUCUGUUUCUCACCAUGGCUCAGUUAAAGGACAGAAAUGAUGCUCCCUGCCCUCUGGUUGAGUACAUUACUGAUGCAGAUGUGAAUCCACCCGCAAAAGAAGGGGAAGAGAAUGCUACAAGCUGUACUGAAACAACGCCACUCCCAAUAACUUCGCCAGAGGAGCAAGCUGUAACAGCCAAUGGAAAAGAGACAACAGAAAAUGGUACUGCCAUGGUUUCCUUUCUACAAUGAACAGGAGAUGACCUCAACAUUCUUUUGGUUGAGACAAACCUCAAAAUGUUGUUCACUGGAAGUUAAAUAUAUUCUAAAUACAUCUGUGGCAUCACUGAGGCUCACAGAAAACCUCAGCAUGUUGCUAGUCCAGCUCAGUUCAAACUGAAGUGUCAGCUAUUAUGCGCCUUACAUGAACAUGUAUAAGUUGUUAAUGCAAAUUGUUUUAUUUUUCCUAUUGAGCACUUUUACAUGGCUAAUGAGACUAUCCAGAUGUAUAUUGCAUAUAUAGCCUAGUAAAACAGAUUGUAUGUAAAGUUGCAUCAUUGCUUAUAUUUCACUUUUUGCUUCAGUUCUCCAAACAGACAGCAGAUGUCAGUGUAACUUUUUCCAGUUUUUUUUUA